ACGACAAGAUGGCGGGACGUUCAAAAACUCCGCCGACAGGCCACAUUUACAUCAGAAUAAACUGUAAAUAAAGUACAAUUUAACGGCAAUCUGUCGACCGACAAACCGUCAACUGAUCGCCCGGUAACGGCCGGUAAACAUGAACCAUUGCCGCGGGAAGUGGGACCCUCCGUGCGGUCUGGCAGGCUCCCCGCUGCAGCACCAGGCAGCCGCAACAAAACCAAACCGACUGAGGAGAAGCUUCAGGCAGACUCAGCAGACACAGGUCGACCCUCCAACGAGUCAACACCCGGAUUUCAAGACUCCGACCAGAAUCCCAAGAUCCAGAGCAGUCAGUGUUUUCAGUGGAGAGUCUCCGCACAACGACUCCGACUUUCAGCAGGACAUCAUCUGGGACGCCACCUCUCCUUCACCCAACAGACUCGGUAAAAGAGGCAAGAAGCAGCGUGCGGGAGUUGUGAACAUCUCAGAGAUUGUUAACAGGAUCGCUCCAAAACAUGGCAGACCGAAGGUUGCAGAGCCGACUUUGCAGCAGUGGAUCGGAGACAGCGCCACCAUUCCCUGCACGCCAGACGUUCAGGUUCCCAAACCCAAGAAGAAGUCCCCGAGGCCAAACGGAGUGGACGACCUGCUGAAGCUGGCCCAACAGUUUGACUUCAACAUGUUUCGUCAGGAUGAAGACGAAGCGGAGGACUUGCACCAGCAGAGUCUGGAGCUCCUGUCAGAAGACAUCCUGGAUUGGGAGAAUGGUUCUCAAAAUGACUUUUCACCUUCGCUUCCUGGAAACAGUCACCCAGCUGUGAAGCCAGCAGCGGUAGCGGUGGCGGCGGCGGCGACAACAGCAGCUGAGACAGACGUGCAGCUCCAACUGGAUCAAUAUAUGGAGGACGAUUUGGAUUUCCUGUUUGAUGGACCGACCCAACAUGUCAGCGGGAAUCUGAGUCAGGUGUCAUUAGCUCAGCCGUCACAAGUGAAACCUUCUUCCAGUGAAGAUUCUGGGAAACUGUCUGCUUCCUCGCACAGUCCCACUGCUGGUGCUUCAACGACCAACACGAAAGGAGUUUCAGCAAAAGAUGAGUUUGAGGACGAUUGGGAAAACGAUGACUUGCUGAAUGACUCUUUAGUGCUGGAGAUGACACAAAAUCCACAGAGCUUCAUUGCUCCAAAGCACUGUUCAACCCAAAAACCACCCACUCAGAUAAAUUAUCAAAGGCAAAGUCCAGCAAAUGUCCAAUCAGCUGUUUCUAAAGUGGAAAAGGACAAUGUGAGACCAAGAACUACUUUUAAACUGGAGUCUAAUCCUAAUUUUUUAAAUUUUUUUGUGGGAAAACCCCAGACGGACACACAGACAAACUCGAAGGAUUACAACUCAAAAACAGCAGGAAAAGACUCUCAGCAGAAGUUUUCAUCUGUUAAGAGUGUUUUAGUCGAGGUGGGCUCUCAGUGUACCUGGCAAACAAACACAUUGAAGUCAGACACACAGUUUCAUCAAAGGACCUCUGUUGCCAAGCACAACACGGCUGCGUCACACACAUCAGCUACAAAAACAACUCAAAGCUUUCCAGUUAAACCUGCGGUGGUUUCAUCCCGCAGCGAGACGCCUGCCGUCUCUGACCUCUUGGAUGAGGACUUGUCUUCGUUCUUCUUAUCCGACCCAGUUUGGGACGACCUCGCUGACGACGACCUGCUGUGUGAAAUGUGUGAAGAUUUGGAGAACCAGAUCCAGAGCGCUGAGAACGUUUCCACCAAACAGACCCAGUCUAAUCAGAGAGCGGCUCUGCAGCCGUCCAACAGGAACCUGCAGCCAGCCAGUCAGCAAACUUUCCAACUCAAUAAACAAAUGCCAACAAGUCUUCCACAUGCUUCAGGAAGACCAGCUGGUGGUUUUGGCUAUAAAGUCGCUGGAGGUCACACACUAGCGAAAAACACUUCAGGAUCCACAAACAGCUCAACGUGUGUGCAGGGGAGCAGCUGGGUCCAGUCAGCACCGCAAGGAAACUCCCAUAAAGACCAGUUCACCUUCAAGAAGCCAAACAACCCAGUUUCUAUGGUGACCACCACAGCUGUGGGUAAAUGUUCAGCAGCAGAGAUCGAGAUGAAGAAGCAGCAGGCGAUGGAGAGAAGACGUCAGAGACUGCAGGCUGCCCAAAACCUUCGAGCUCCCACCUGACGGAGGCGAAUAACAACAAGCUCGUCUCACCUCACCUGCACGACGAGGAAACCUGCCGUCAGAGCUCCACCUGCUCAGACCUGCUGUUUGUUGGCACCAGUGUAGGUUUCUGAUGACUUUCUCAAAUGUGAGAAUUUAAAUCUCUGAAUCAGUUCGACCAACAUUUCUUAUAAAAAUUGAUGCUCUUGUAAAAUUAAACUGUACAUGUACUGUAAUAUGAUUAAUGUCUUGUUUAUAUUCUAUCAGACUUUUUUAAAGUUUUUUGUUUUUUAAAUCAAGUUGUGCCUUUAAAGGAAUAAUUCAGCGCUCUAGAAAAAUUCACUAAUUAGUUUUUUUCUGAGAGUGAGAUUAGCAGUGUGUGUGUGUGUGUGUGUGUGUGUGUGUUUGUUUGUGUGUAGCCCUUUCUACACAGACAUGCAGUUUAGAGCCGCUUCGAAGUUCCUUUCUUACACAGCCUUUCCGUUUUUAAACAGCACCAAGCAA
This is a messenger RNA of Epinephelus fuscoguttatus (brown-marbled grouper), 2653 nucleotides long. It is a transcript of the gene etaa1a, whose product is annotated as ETAA1 activator of ATR kinase a. The record is from RefSeq and is a predicted model, not a curated record. The transcript is spliced from 6 exons. Bases 140 to 2170 code for a protein of 676 amino acids. Lineage: Eukaryota; Metazoa; Chordata; Actinopteri; Perciformes; Serranidae.